AUGGAGCCUUCGGGAGUUGAAGCCACUGGGGAACGCAUCUUUUGCCCCGAGCAAAUACAGAUACCGCAACAGCUACACGAAGUGCUGAAGUACCUGACGAAAGAAGUGAUUCGUUGUAAUCCUGUGGGAGUGGACAAAGUGUCUAAUGAAGAAGCUCAAGCCCGAAUAUACAAGUUCGCUAUCAAGUUGUGUGAGCAAAAACUGGAGGCUCUCAACGGGAACACAGCUCUGAGUGAUUCUAAGGUAGAGGGACAAUGA
Perkinsus marinus ATCC 50983 is the source of this 258-nucleotide messenger RNA. RefSeq lists its product as hypothetical. The record is from RefSeq and is a predicted model, not a curated record. Bases 1 to 258 code for a protein of 85 amino acids. NCBI's taxonomy places the organism in Eukaryota, Perkinsozoa, Perkinsida, Perkinsidae. The transcript is spliced from 4 exons.